This is a messenger RNA of Brachypodium distachyon (stiff brome), 2075 nucleotides long. Its product is annotated as anti-sigma-I factor RsgI6. NCBI's taxonomy places the organism in Eukaryota, Viridiplantae, Streptophyta, Magnoliopsida, Poales, Poaceae. Bases 53 to 1825 code for a protein of 590 amino acids. Gene Ontology annotation, molecular function: hydrolase activity, hydrolyzing O-glycosyl compounds. The transcript has 6 exons. Gene Ontology annotation, biological process: carbohydrate metabolic process. The record is from RefSeq and is a predicted model, not a curated record.
UGGCAUAUCAGGUUUAGUAUCAGUAACCGAAAGAGAGUGAGAGAUACUCGCAAUGAGGGAUUUCAUUGGUAAACCAGUGCUUUGUUUGUUAUGGAUCUCACUCUUGCAAGGAUGCAUGGUCCAGUCCGUGGAAUAUGAUCAUACAGCAAGUAUUGAGUGCCUCAGCGAUCCGAUGGGACCUCUCUACAAAAGCGGGAUCAUCCAGAACGGCGACUUCAACAAUGGCCUGAUGGGCUGGUCGACGUACCGCAACAUCAAGGCUGGUGUGAGAAGGUCGUCGCAGUCCGGCAACAACUUCGCCGUGGUGCAUGGCGCGGGCAGCUCUCAGCUGUCCGGCACAGGCACAGGCACCAACGCCGCAGCACUGUCUCACAGCGUGUACCAGAAGGUCCAGAUGCAGGGUGACACACACUACUCUCUAUCGGCAUGGUUACGGGUUUCGGCCGGCACGGCUCACGUGAGGGCGAUGGUGAAAGCCCCCAACGGCGAGAACAUCACCGCGGGCGCCAUCGACGUCCAGUCCGGCUGUUGGACCAUGCUCAAGGGUGGUAUGACUGCGCAUGCAUAUCAUUCCGGACCAGGAGAGAUCUUCUUUGAGAGCGACGACCACGUGGACAUCUGGGUGGACAGCGUGUCCCUGCAGCCCUUCUCCUUCGAGGAGUGGGACGCCCACGCCCUCCAAUCCGCCAACAAGGCCCGCCGGAGCACGGUGAAGGUCGUGGUGAGAGGCGCCGACGGAAAGCCGAUGGCGCACGCCAACAUGAGCAUCGAGCUCCUACGGGCCGGGUUCCCUUUCGGCAACACGAUGACCAAGGAGAUCCUCAACAUCCCGGCCUACGAGAAGUGGUUCACGUCGCGCUUCACCGUGGCCACCAUGGAGAACGAGAUGAAGUGGUACAGCACGGAGUGGAACCAGAACCAGGAGGACUAUCGCAUCCCGGAUGCGAUGCUUAAGCUCGCCCAGAAGUACGGCAUCAAGGUCCGUGGUCACAAUGUGUUCUGGGACGACCAGAACUCCCAGAUUAGGUGGGUGAGGCCGAUGAACGUGAACCAGCUCAAGGCUGCGAUGCAGAAGCGGCUCAAGUCCGUGGUGUCGCGGUACGUAGGGAAGGUCAUCCACUGGGACGUGGUGAACGAGAACCUGCACUUCAACUUCUUCGAAACCAAGCUGGGACCCAACGCGUCUCCCCAGAUCUACCAGCAGGUUGGCCAGAUCGACCACAAUGCCGUCCUUUUCAUGAACGAAUUCAACACCCUGGAGCAGCCCAUGGACCCCAACGGCACGCCCACCAAGUAUGUGGCCAAGAUGAAGCUCAUUCGCGGCUACCCGGGCAAUGGCGGCCUCAAGCUGGGCGUCGGCCUCGAGAGCCACUUCUCCACGCCCAACAUCCCUUACGUCAGGGGCGCACUCGACACCCUCGCGCAGCUCAAGCUGCCCAUGUGGAUGACCGAGGUAGACGUCGUCAAGGGCCCCAACCAGGUCAAGUACCUGGAGCAGGUGCUCAGGGAAGGCUACGGACACCCCGGCGUGCAGGGCAUCAUCAUGUGGGCCGCCUGGCACGCCAAUGGCUGCUACGUCAUGUGCCUCACGGACAACAGCUUCAAGAACCUCCCUGUGGGCGCCCUCGUUGACAAGCUCAUCGCCGAGUGGAAGACCCACAAGACGGCUGCAACCACCGACGCUAAUGGAGUCGUCGACCUCGACCUCGUCCAUGGCGACUACAGCUUAGCGGUCAACCACCCGUCGUUGCAAUCCGCCGCCAUCCACACCAUGACGGUGGAUGCAGAGUCGCUGUCGGAGCACACAAUCAGUCUCAAGGCGUAGGAAGAGCUAAACCUUUCUUGUUUCCUUUUUCUUCUUGGGGAAUAAUCACAGAGCUGAUUCGACUGGAGACAACCUAGCAUUAGCAGCUAGUUUCCUGCACCUGUGCCCGCAUGGGGCUGAAAUUUUGGUCGGACAAUGCUGUGAGUUAACUUUUAGAAAUGAAAUAAAUCAAUUAUAGCUGGUAAUGCAUCCUGUAGUUGUUCUAAAAAACAACAGGAAUAAUGGGUGCCAAUGUUCGAUGGCACAAGUA